CUAGGGAGUCGCUUUCGGGCCUCUCCCAGCCCAGGCCCCUCAGUGAUCCCUAAGGAGUCAGGUGGGGAGCCGUAUUUUCUCCCCUGGCUGGGAUAAGGACUGAGGGGACAGAAGCACUCUGCCUACUGCAGGGCGAUGACAAUGGUGAGGUGCACCGGGCUCAAGUUAAGACGUGGGGACCUUGGAGAUCCAAGCCCCUCCUUUACAGAGCAGGAAAUUGAGGCAUAGAACCCAGGACUGGAGGCAGGGACACUGAAAUGAAGGCAUCUUGCAUCCCAGCUCCAUACCAGCACGUAGGCGGCAGAAAAGCGGAUUCCCUGUCCUCUGAGUCUUGGGCUGCCGCCUCGCUCUCCUGGUGGGGCGCUCCCAACCCUCUAUCCCUUUUUGCUCCUGUUUUUCCCCUCUCGCUCAUAGCUGGCGGGAAAGAGCAGCCUCGGGGCUUCCACUGGAUCAGGAGGCUCCUCAGGUCUCAGGCCCACCUAGAUGUGGAGCCCCAUAACUGGAAGAUCUGGAGGCAGAGCAGUGAAACAAACUUGAGGAGGAGGAGUUUGAGGCAAACUCAGGAUGGGGCCGUCCCUCCUUGCAGCCCGUCCAUGGGUUUCUCUGCCUUAGAGGAAUUGGAAGUGGAACCAUGCACCGUCGUGUUGAACAGCAAUGGAGUGUGGAGAGACGAGCAAGCAGCCAGAGCGCCACACGUGCGACUGUCUCCAUGCUCCCGCCGGGCAGUCCCUCCGGAGAAGCCGCGGUGGGCUGCUACUCCUGGGCUUCUGGACAAGGAUAACUCUGGGGCCAUCAUGGUCAUGAUUCUCACAGAAGACCCUGAGAUUUCUGUACUUGAGCAGUGUCAGGUGCCACCAGACUCCUUCUGA
Microcebus murinus (gray mouse lemur) is the source of this 869-nucleotide messenger RNA. NCBI's taxonomy places the organism in Eukaryota, Metazoa, Chordata, Mammalia, Primates, Cheirogaleidae. The record is from RefSeq and is a predicted model, not a curated record.